This is a messenger RNA of Trichoderma virens Gv29-8, 1407 nucleotides long. RefSeq lists its product as uncharacterized. The record is from RefSeq and is a predicted model, not a curated record. The transcript has a single exon. The coding region runs from base 27 to 1301 and encodes 424 amino acids. NCBI's taxonomy places the organism in Eukaryota, Fungi, Ascomycota, Sordariomycetes, Hypocreales, Hypocreaceae. Gene Ontology annotation, molecular function: FAD binding.
AAAUCCAUGAAUAUAGUGCCAUCAUUAUGGCUUCUUUAAAAGUCCUUGUCAUCGGUGGUGGAAUUGCCGGUCCAGCCGUAACCUACUGGCUCUCACGUAUCGGCGCUCAUGUCACUCUCAUUGAACGCGCGGCAGAUAUACGAGCUUCAGGCCAGCAGGUAGAUCUUCGUGGCCAAGGAGUGCCUUUAAUGAAGAAAAUGGGUAUGGAAGCUGCUGUGCGGGCUGUAUCUGUUCAUGAACCCGGCAUGCAACUCAUCGAUAGAAGUGGCCGAACCAAAGCAUUCUUCCCAGUCGCUGAAAGUGGCUCAGGGAAGCAAGGGUUCACUUCAGAGUUUGAGAUUAUGCGGGGCGAUCUAGUGAAGAUCCUCUAUUCACUUACAGAAAACAACACCAAUGUGCGGCAUCUAUUCGACACUACCAUCAAAAGCUUUACCCAGGACGAUGAGAGCAACCCCAAUGGCAAAGUUCAUGUAUCCUUUCAAGACGGUCAUGAAGAAGACUUUGAUCUUGUCAUUGGUGCUGAUGGAACCGGCUCGAGAACGCGCAAGCUGAUGCUGGGCGAAGACGCACCGGAUCCUCGGAAAUCAAUGGGAGGUUACAUCGGAUAUUACAGCGUGCCAUCAAAUCCAGGAGAUUCAGAUAGGGGAACAUUUUGUCAUUUGACAGGCGCAAGAAUCAUCGGAACAAGAAAAGAUAUCCCGGAACUUACACGAGUAUACAUGAUGUUCCGCGGAAAGAGGCCUGCUCUUGAUGAAGCACUCCUUUCUGGAGAUCAAGCAGAAGUUAAAAAGACCUUAGCUGAGCUAUAUCAAGGGGGUGGAUGGGAAUGUGAUCGAUUUAUGGAUGCUCUUCAACACGCCCCAGAGGCAAACGACCUAUAUAUUACACCAAUACAAGAGGUCCACAUCCCUAAAGGACAGUGGUCCAAGGGACGAGUUGCUCUUCUCGGCGACGCAGCUCACUGCCAUACAGCAGGGGGCUAUGGAUGUGCCUGGGGCUUAGUAGGAGCCUAUGUGCUGGCAGGAGAGAUCGCAUCCUUGUUAAAGAAGGACGCCUCAUCAACAACAGCUGCCGUGGUCCAAGGAGCGAAGAAUUACGAGGAAAAGUUCCGACCAAUUGCAACUUCAAUGCAUGGCGGCUAUGAGUGGUUCGAAGAUUUACUGGCACCCAAAACGAGCAUUGGAAUCUGGUGCCUGCAUACUUUUGCUAAAGUAGCAUCAUAUAUGAAAUUGGGUGAAAUGAGUGGGCUGGAUUCAACGACGUCGAAAUGGCAAUUACCGAACUAUCCCGAGCUGGAUUAAUACGCAGGAAGAGCAUUAUUGAGCGAAUGCCGGGCGUGUAGUGUGAUUUGUGCGUCGCACUUGUACAUUAGUUAAUCUCCAAUCACUUUAAUACCUUUAAUAGAUU